UAGACAAACAAAAGAAGACCUCCUAAACACGUGAUUUCGAAGUGCGGAAGUAAAGUUGUGAUUUCGGGAAAACGUGAGUGAAUAUUUGUUUCUCACGGGUGGAACACAUUGGAAAAUAGCUAACCUAAAGAAUAUAUUAUGGAUGACGAGGAGGAGACCUACAGACUAUGGAAAAUCCGCAAAACAAUCAUGCAGUUGUGCCAUGACAGAGGCUACCUUGUGACGCAGGAUGAGUUGGACCAGACUCUGGACGAGUUCAAGAGCCAGUUUGGGGACAAGCCGAGUGAAGGGCGCCCACGGCGCACAGAUCUCACUGUACUGGUCGCCCACAACGAUGACCCGACCGACCAGAUGUUCGUCUUCUUUCCAGAGGAGCCCAAGGUGGGAAUCAAGACUAUAAAGAUGUACUGCCAGCGCAUGCAGGAGGAGAAUAUCACACGUGCCUGCAUCGUGGUCCAGAUGGGGAUGACGCCUUCUGCCAAACAGUCGCUGGUGGACAUGGCACCUAAAUACAUCCUGGAGCAGUUUCUACAACAGGAGCUCCUCAUCAACAUCACAGAGCAUGAGCUGGUUCCUGAGCACAUAGUGAUGACAAAAGAAGAACUGUCAGAGUUGCUGCUUCGAUAUAAACUGAAGGAGAGCCAGCUACCCAGGAUUCAAGCAGGAGACCCUGUGGCCAGAUACUUUGGACUGAAAAGAGGACAGGUAGUGAAGAUCAUCAGACCUAGUGAGACUGCCGGUAGAUACAUCACCUACAGACUGGUGCAGUAAACGCACUCCAGCUCUAUUAUGGACCAGGAGUAUGAGAUCUGAUGAUGACAGGGAAUGACUGAAGAUGUUCCAUAUGAAGAAGAAAGAACAUGCUCUCAUCACUUUGUCUCCCAAUAACUUUUGUGAAUAGGUUGACUUGCUUACCUUUCGGCACUACUAGUUUUUAUGAAUGUGCUUGGGGUGAUAACCUCUGCAUUUGUUGGAUUUAAAAAAAAUGAGCAUUUUUAAUUUGAACGGGCAAAUUAUUUAUUUCAGAAGAAAUAAAUCCAACUGUUUUUAAUGUCGAA
Molecule: messenger RNA, 1058 nt
Organism: Salmo salar (Atlantic salmon)
Lineage: Eukaryota; Metazoa; Chordata; Actinopteri; Salmoniformes; Salmonidae
Product: DNA-directed RNA polymerases I, II, and III subunit RPABC1
Biological process (GO): transcription elongation by RNA polymerase I; transcription by RNA polymerase II; tRNA transcription by RNA polymerase III
Cellular component (GO): RNA polymerase I complex; RNA polymerase III complex; RNA polymerase II, core complex
Molecular function (GO): DNA binding
Source: RefSeq, a predicted model, not a curated record